Molecule: messenger RNA, 997 nt
Organism: Temnothorax curvispinosus
Lineage: Eukaryota; Metazoa; Arthropoda; Insecta; Hymenoptera; Formicidae
Exons: 5
Coding region: 192-797 (201 amino acids)
Source: RefSeq, a predicted model, not a curated record
AGGUUAUAUUUCUUUCGUAUACGGGUGCGUUUCGACAUUCACUGGCAGUACUGACAGUACUGUGGUCGUCGUGGCCGUUAUUCCAGCCUGAAAGUAACAGCAGCAAUAUAGAAACGCUCCUGCAGUUCUACUCAAUGACGUCAUAUCGUCAGUACUUACAGUGAAUAUCGAAACGCACCCCAUGUGUGUCCAUGUGCCAAUGCUGUCCGUUUUCGCUAGUCCUAGUCACGUUUCAACAGUCAAGUCGGCAAUAUUCGUGCAUCAGACUCCCUAUAUCAUCGACUUUCUAUAUUACAAUUGAUUCUUUAGCAGAAUUUGACAACAAGUUGAAAACUGACAAAGCUUACAGAAGUAAAGUGAUUUUGCAUCUAUCUACAAUAGGUGGAAAAAAUUCCAAAAAAAUCACGAUGGCAAUCAUGGGAAGAAUCAUCCAUUGCACUCUUACAACAAAAUACAGUUGGAAAGGGGGGAAAGGCAAACGACAAUUUUGUCUUUUUAAUGGAUUGCUGACUGCCGUCAUUUGUGCAACUAGGCAUACUAAACAUAUAGAUACAGUGGUUGCACCUGAUGCUACUAAAGAUGUUAUUACAGAUGGGAAGCAAAGCAACAGAAUGAAAGAAACCCAGAUCUUCAUGAACAUGUCUGAAACGGAAGAAACCUCUAUUUUGAAUGAAAGUGGUGAACAAAGUGAAACUUCUUUAACUGAUGUGGAAAAUGACAGUAACAAGCAUCUUCCCGAUAUUAAUAAUAAAAAACUAGUUCCUUAUGUCAAAGAUUCAGAUGAUUAUUCAUCAUAGUAGCCUAUAAUGUCAUUAAAAAAGAAUUGACAAAUGUAGUAUUGCGUUUUAUGCGAUUAUGAGAAGUAAUAUUUUUAUUUUUCCUCACAGUAAUACUACAGAAUAUAAAAAAGAUUUUAGUUAUAUAUAAUGCAUUGUAAUAUGCUUUGUACUAUACAACAUUAUUAAUUUUAAUUUUGUUUUUUCAUGUGACUAAAGUU